CUCCUCCCCAUCGCCAUUCCCCUCUCCUCCUCCUCCUCNUACCGGCCCCAGGCGCCGAAGUCGCGGCGGCGGAGCGGGCGCAGCUGCUGCUGCUCGUGCGUGCUGUGGACGCUGCUGGCGCUGGUGGGCCUCGUCCUCCUCGCGGCCAUUGCCGGGGGGAUCUUCUACGUGCUCUACCGCCCCCACCGCCCCACCUUCGCCGUCUCCNCCUCCCUCCGCCUCUCCGCCGCCGCCGCGGCCCCGUCCCUGCGCGGCGCCCGCGCCCUCUCCGCCGCCGCCCUCGUCUACCUCCACGACUGCUCCUCCCUCCUCCGCCGCCUCAACUCCUCCGACGAGGCCGUCUCCGUCUCCGCCGCCGCCGCCCUCACCAGCAACGCCCUCGCACUCGUCUCCGCCCGCCUCCGCUUCGGCCCCGACCCCGCCCUCUGGUCCCCUCCCAGAACCGAGCGCGACGGCUUUUGGGAGCCCCCGGAGCCGGAGCACCGCGGCGGCGGCGGCGGCGGCGGCGAAACCCUAACCCUGCCCCGAUCCCCGCUGUUCCCGACCCCGCUCCCCGUUCCCGACGCCACCGUGUGCAGAUCCGGGCCCUGCGACUUCCGAUCCAUCCAGGACGCCGUCUCCGCCGCCCCCGAUCGCGGAUCCGGCCGCUUCGUGAUCCACAUCAAGGCCGGGAUCUACGAGGAGAACGUUCUAGUCCCCUUCGAGAAGACGAACCUCGUCUUCGCCGGCGACGGCAUGGGCGCCACCGUCGUCACCGGCGCCCGCCACGCCCAGAUGCCGGGCCUCACCACCUACGACACCGCCACCGUCGCCGUCCUCGCCGACGGGUUCCGGGCGCGGGGGCUCACCUUCGAGAACGCCGCCGGCCCCGGGGCGCACCAGGCCGUCGCAUUCCGGUCCGACAGCGAUAUGUCGGUCCUCGAGCACGUCGAGUUCCGCGGGCACCAGGACACACUCUACGCCCGCUCCCUCCGUCAGCUGUACCGCCACUGCCGCAUCUCCGGCACCGUCGACUUCAUCUUCGGAAAUGCUGCCGCGGUGUUCGAUAGUUGUCUUAUUGAGGUGGUGCCACGUCUAGAGAACCCGGAGAAGGGGGAGCGCAAUGCCGUGACGGCGCACGGGCGGACCGACCCGUCCCAGCCCACAGGCUUUGUGUUCUACAAUUGCACGGUUACUGGGAGCGCGGAGUACUUGGAAUUGUACAGGAAGAAGCCGCGGGUUCACAGAGUGUAUCUGGGGAGGCCGUGGAAAGAGUACUCACGGACGGUGUUUGUGAGGUGUUACUUUGGGGAGGUAGUGCGACCUGAGGGGUGGCUGCCGUGGCGGGGUGAUUUUGCACUGAAAACGCUAUUCUAUGGGGAGUACGGGAGUUUGGGACCUGGGGCGAAUGCUAGUGCGAGAGUGGAGUGGAGCAGCCAAAUAGAAGAGGAGCAUUUGGGUGUUUACUCUCCGGAGAAUUUUAUUCAAGGGGAUGAGUGGGUUGCCUAUUGAGUUUUGAUUAUAGUUACCAUAAUGUUUCAUUGAUGCCGAGAGUUUUUGAAGAAUUUCCUUUAGGGAAUUCGAGUGGAUAAUUUACUAAUCAUGCAGCUAAAAGGACACCGAUUUGUGAUGUUUCUGGUGUGGGUGUUGGUGGCAGAUGAAUGGGAGAUGUUGCUGGAAAUGUUUUAUUGGACUUUCAGGAAUUAUAAUGAGGUGAAAGCAAUAUACAGGGAAUUGAGAUAA
This is a messenger RNA of Ananas comosus (pineapple), 1722 nucleotides long. Its product is annotated as probable pectinesterase/pectinesterase inhibitor 51. NCBI's taxonomy places the organism in Eukaryota, Viridiplantae, Streptophyta, Magnoliopsida, Poales, Bromeliaceae. The record is from RefSeq and is a predicted model, not a curated record. The annotation marks the transcript as partial. The transcript has 2 exons. Gene Ontology annotation, biological process: cell wall modification. Gene Ontology annotation, molecular function: pectinesterase activity; pectinesterase inhibitor activity.